AAGACACUAUAUGUUUAUUGCAUUCAAUAUACGCAUAUAUCCAUACCUUUAAGAAGUAAUGGCAGAAGUGACUUGCCAGUAAAUGGAGAAGACACUUCAUUGAAGUUUGGAUAAUCCAUAAUCUCUGAGUAUUUAAACAAGACAUUGCAUCAUGUCCAAAAAAAUUAUUUGCCUAUUUGAUGUUGAUGGCACACUCACCGUACCACAACAGCCAAUCAGUUCAAGCACUGAAAAGUUUCUUCUGGAGACUGUGAAAAAAGAAUUUGACAUUGCAAUAGUUGGAGGAUCUGAUUUGAUUAAGAUUAAAAAACAAUUAGGUAGUGAAAAUCUGUUUGAAAAGUACAAGUACAUCUUUGCGGAAAAUGGGCUUAUUCCAUUCAAGGAUGGCAAAGCUCUGCCAUCACAAUCAAUUCAAAAUGUGCUGGGAGAGGAUGUUCUGCAGGAUUUUAUAAAUUUUGCUUUGCGAUACAUAUCCGAGUUGAAGUUGCCAUUUAAACGUGGAACAUUUGUGGAAUUUCGCACAGGUAUGAUAAACAUUUCGCCAGUAGGACGAAAUUGCAGCAAGAAAGAACGCGAACAGUUUUCUGAAUAUGAUAGUGAACAUCAUAUCCGUGAAAAAUUUAUACAAGUCCUUAAAAAGAAGUUCCCUGAUUUGACUUUGACUUACAGUAUUGGAGGACAGAUCUCUUUUGAUGUUUUUCCUAAUGGUUGGGAUAAAACAUAUUGCUUGCGUCAUAUCCAAGGAUAUGACGAAAUACAUUUCUUUGGUGACAAAACGGCAGAAGGUGGUAACGAUCACGAGAUUUACGAAAGUGAUUUGACGAUAGGACAUCGCGUCACUUGUCCCCAAGACACAGUAAAUCAAUUAAAAGUCCUUAUGGCACUCGUAAAAGAGAAUAGGGAAAAGGAACAAUUUAGUGCUCCAUUACAAUGUGUCUAAUAAAUCGAAGAAUAAUAUAGUUUUCUAGGUCAAAAUAAAUUUAUAUUUUCAAUACAUAAUAUAUUAGCAAACUAGUUUUUCCUCUAUUUCAAUUUUUUGCCGCUCAUGUAACAUUCCUGAUAAUACAAGUGUAAGAGUACUUAAUAUAUAUUUAUAAAGAAUACGGCUCUAUGUAUUUAACAACAUGAUAAUUAUGAAACGAGCGAUAAGAGCCUAAAAACGCGGAUGGUAAUGCGUAAAUUAUUUUUUUCCAAACAUUAAUUGUUCGCGAAAAAAUUUUUUUAAGAGGGGGGAGGGAAAAGACUCGGGUUCGAUUCCCGAUU
Camponotus floridanus (Florida carpenter ant) is the source of this 1263-nucleotide messenger RNA. It is a transcript of the gene Pmm2, whose product is annotated as phosphomannomutase. The transcript is spliced from 5 exons. Gene Ontology annotation, cellular component: cytosol. Gene Ontology annotation, biological process: mannose metabolic process; protein N-linked glycosylation; GDP-mannose biosynthetic process. Gene Ontology annotation, molecular function: phosphomannomutase activity. The record is from RefSeq and is a predicted model, not a curated record. The coding region runs from base 152 to 940 and encodes 262 amino acids. NCBI's taxonomy places the organism in Eukaryota, Metazoa, Arthropoda, Insecta, Hymenoptera, Formicidae.